AUGGCAAUGUACUAUCAACAUUGUUAUGAUCCUCAAAUGAAUAGAUAUGACUCCUAUUUUAGCAAUUACAAUUCACAAUGGGAUGAGUAUUCUAAUACUUUCUAUGGUGGAAAUCAAUAUGUUGAGCCAAAUUACUACUCUCAAUCAGAAUAUAAUGCGUUCACGCCACAAUAUUCAGAUCCAUCAAUUGGAGAUCUCAUCAAUGCAAUGAAUGCCAGCAAUCUCCUACUUCAACAGAUGUCAGAGCAGGCUUAUAGCCAAGUUAUUCUUCAGAGUACAGAAGCAUCCCUCAAGAAUUUGGAGAGUACCAUGGGACAAAUUGCUACAUCAUUGAAUAAUCUUGAGGUUGAGAAUAUUGGAGAAUCACCAACAAAAUUAGAGAGUAAUCCAAUAGAUAAUGAUGUCAACAAUUCAAUUCCAGAAGCAUCUUCUCCACUAGAGAUCGAAACUUUCACGUCAGUUGGUCCAUCAUCACAGAACAUGCUACACAAACCCACUGUCAGCUCGUAUGUCCAUAUUACUCAUUUUCCGAGAAGAUUGACAAAAAUUAAGAAUGAGAAGGAAAAUAAGGCGGUCCUUAAAAUAAAUAUUUCACUCCUUAAAACCAUUAAGCAAGUACCACCAUAUGCUAAGCUUCCGAAGGAGUUGUCCACAAAUAAAAGGAAACUGAAGGGUGAUAAAAAGAUAAGUGUAGGGGAGAAUGUUUCUGUUAUUCUCCAAAGGAAAUUGCUACCCAAGUGUCAAGACCUUAGGAUGUUUAUAAAUCCAUAUACUAUCGGUAAAACCAAGUUUGAUCAUUGUAUGAUAGAUUUAGGAGCAUCUAUUAAUGUUAUAUCUUAUUCUAUUUUUGCUUCUUUAAAGCCAGGGUUAUUAAAAGAAACUUGUGUUAUUAUUCGAUUGGCUGAUCACACUAAUGUUUAUUCCCUAAGGGUAGUUGAAGAUGUUUUGGUGCACGUUCAAUUUAGGAGGCCAUUCCGACUUAUUACAAGUACAACGUUGGAUGUCAAAGUAUGGGUAAUUACAAUAGAAUUUGAUGGUGAAGUUAUACAGUUUGAUAUGUUAAAUUCUAUUGAUAAGUACAAGAGGAAGAAAGUUUUGUUAAAUGACCCAACAUAA
This is a messenger RNA of Humulus lupulus (European hop), 1116 nucleotides long. RefSeq lists its product as uncharacterized. The record is from RefSeq and is a predicted model, not a curated record. Lineage: Eukaryota; Viridiplantae; Streptophyta; Magnoliopsida; Rosales; Cannabaceae. Bases 1 to 1116 code for a protein of 371 amino acids. The transcript has 3 exons.